Molecule: messenger RNA, 1668 nt
Organism: Podarcis raffonei (Aeolian wall lizard)
Lineage: Eukaryota; Metazoa; Chordata; Lepidosauria; Squamata; Lacertidae
Product: basement membrane-specific heparan sulfate proteoglycan core protein-like
Exons: 4
Coding region: 245-1615 (456 amino acids)
Biological process (GO): cell surface receptor signaling pathway
Molecular function (GO): transmembrane signaling receptor activity
Source: RefSeq, a predicted model, not a curated record
UCUGUCUGUCUGUCUGUCUGUCUGUCUGUCUCACUCUCUUCUUUCCUUCCAAUCUCCCGAUCAUCUUUUGGCUAUCCGUCUAUGCAGGUAAAGUUGAGUUCUGCUCUUCCCUUUGCCCAUCCUGCUGCACAUUGUUCCAUUUGGGUUGCUUCAAGAAGUUUGACCACAGAGAAAAACAGGUGAUGGUACAGCAAGAUCAGAUGUGGUUAGCAGUUCCUAGAGGAGCUGGAUAAAGCUUGUGGUUAUGGCUAAAGCCUAUAGGCCGAGUUCUGCACACAGCUCAGGGUGUGUGUCUACACAAUGUGCUGGAGUCGAGGGUAUGAUGUUGUGUUUCCUGUCUUUAGUCUUUGCUUUGAGAAGACAGACUUCGGCAAGGCUGGUUCAUUGUCUCUCUUGGGACAGAAACCAGAGAGAAGGUGGAUUUGGGGCUCCAGCCGUGGUUGUUCUUCCAGGGAUACUGACUGAGGAUGAAGUCUGCUGCUUUGGUGACAGGUUGGUGACCUCUCUGCCCAACUCAGAUUGGAAAUUUGCCGUCUAUCUCACAUUCACACUGCAUCUCCUUUGCUCUUCACUUCCAGUCUGUCUCCAGAUCCUCCUCGGAAGAUCAGUCCAGGCAGACCUUCCCCGUGCUCCAGUUUUCUCUGUUUCUCCAAAGAAGGAUGUCUAUACAAGAGGGGAAUCUGUGGAACUCAAGUGCUCAUCUUCCGAAACCCGACAUGUAUCAAGGACCCAGUUUUUCAGGGACCAACAGGAUCUGCAUUCAGUCAAGCCCUCCUCUCCCUCCUCUCUGAACAACGUCACACACACCCUGCGCCUGGUCAUUCAAGAUGGUGGAGAUUACUCCUGCAGGUACCACAUUGUGGAAUCCGGGCGAGAGAUCGCAUCCAGAGAGAGCAACUCCAUCAGGAUUUCGCUAUCGGGCCGCCUUCGUCCUCCGUUCUUCUCUGUGUCCCCGAAGCUUGACAUGUACAGCAGUGGGGAGAUUGUGAACCUCACAUGCUCUGUUCCUGAAAACCUCAUGUCGAGGGUUCUCUUUAAGAAGGACCAAUGGCUGUUGCGUGUCUACACGCCCCCUUCUCCUCUGGCCUCCUUUACAUACACGAGGCGCUUGUCUCCUCAAGACAGCGGGGAGCAUCUUUGCACGUACCGAGCUGCAGAAUCAAGCCAGAAUAUCUCAUCCCCAGAAAGCAGCAGGAUCAGGAUUUCAGUGAUGGCUCCUCCUCCUGCCCCGGUGCUGACAGUGGAUCCUCCGUCAGGAGUGGUGAAGGAAGGGGGAUUCCUGCGCCUCACUUGCUCGGCCUUUGGCAGCGACGCAGAGCAAAGGUUCCAUUUCUACAAGGAUGGGGUCAAGAUUUCCUCCAGCAGUGAAGAGUCUCUGGUGGCCUCCGGAGAACCCAGGAAUGCCUUCUCGACCGCCUCUGCAAACACCCUGGUCCAAGUCACAGCCAGCAUCCACACUGGGGGAUUUGCUUGCAGGUAUGAGCAGAAACUGAGCAGCCGAUGGAUCAUGUCUCCCUGGAGCCAAACGGUGAAUCUCACAGGUGAGCCAUGCCCCACCGGGAACACAGAGCCCACAUUAGAAGUGGGAGAGUCCUCUUGUGGGUUUUGUGUUUGAACUGCAAGACUGAAGGAUGGAGGGAAAAGUGCAAGGGGUGGGAACAAUACCGU